Peronospora matthiolae is the source of this 384-nucleotide messenger RNA. The record is from the annotation of a GenBank genome assembly. NCBI's taxonomy places the organism in Eukaryota, Oomycota, Peronosporomycetes, Peronosporales, Peronosporaceae.
AUGUCUCCGUACACGGCCCACAGCAUAUUGUUGAUCAUCCCAGAGAGAAUCAAGGCAAACGGUUGUGAUUCUGACGAUUGGGUCUGCAUCACGAACCUGAUUGCAGCUAGGAGCGACGCAUUGAGCGCAAAGCUGCAACCGGUCUCGAUGGUGCCCACGACCAACUACGCUGUGUCGUGGGAAUGUGGCAGCAGUGAGGUCUCGGCUAGGAUAGCGUACAUGCUAUUGCGACUUGAGCCCAAUGUGGUUGUCUUUCAAGCGAUCCUAGGAGGUGUGCCAAAGGAGCUAGCUCGCUUCUCACUGAAUUCUUCAGAUGUCUUGACAGGGCUGACACGACGCAGCAUCGGACUGGGGAUCCGAUCAGACCGGCAUGGUCUGGAUUGA